This is a messenger RNA of Piliocolobus tephrosceles (Ugandan red Colobus), 1350 nucleotides long. RefSeq names its product ribosomal RNA processing 15 homolog (gene RRP15). The transcript has 5 exons. NCBI's taxonomy places the organism in Eukaryota, Metazoa, Chordata, Mammalia, Primates, Cercopithecidae. The record is from RefSeq and is a predicted model, not a curated record. Gene Ontology annotation, biological process: maturation of LSU-rRNA; maturation of 5.8S rRNA. Gene Ontology annotation, cellular component: preribosome, large subunit precursor. The coding region runs from base 15 to 872 and encodes 285 amino acids.
UCCGGCGCGGAAAAAUGGCAGCCGCCGCUGCGGACUCACGUGUGAGUGAGGCAGAAAAUCUGAAAAAGACCCCAAAGAAGAAGAUGAAAAUGGUAACCGGAGCCGUAGCGUCAGUGCUGGAAGACGAGGUCACAGAUACUUCUGAUAGCGAAGGUUCUGUAGGAAGCUGUGGAUCGGAAAAGGACCGCUUUUAUUCUGAUGAUGAUGCAGUAGAAGCUGACAGUGAGGGUGAUGCUGAGCCCUGUGACAAAGAAAAUGAGAAUGAUGGAGAAUCAAGUGUUGGGACUAAUACUGGCUGGGCAGAUGCCAUGUCUAAAGUCCUCAACAAGAAAACUCCUGAAAGUAAACCUACUAUUCUGGUCAAAAAUAAGAAGCUGGAAAAGGAAAAAGAAAAGUUAAAGCAAGAAAGACUAGAGAAAAUAAAACAGCGUGAUAAGAGGCUGGAGUGGGAAAUGAUGUGCAGAGUAAAGCCAGAUGUUGUCCAAGACAAAGAGACAGAGAGAAAUCUUCAGAGAAUUGCAACGAGGGGUGUGGUGCAAUUAUUUAAUGCUGUUCAGAAACAUCAAAAGAAUGUUGAUGAAAAGGUUAAGGAAGCUGGAAGUUCUAUGAGAAAGCGUGCUAAGUUGAUAUCAACUGUUUCCAAGAAAGAUUUCAUCAGUGUUUUGAGAGGAAUGGAUGGAAGUACAAAUGAGACUACUUCAAGCAAAAAGAAACCAAAAGCCAAACAGACUGAAGUGAAAUCAGAAGAGGGCCCGGGUUGGACGAUCCUACGUGAUGAUUUCAUGAUGGGAGCAUCUAUGAAAGACUGGGACAAGGAAAGUGAUGGGCCAGAUGACAGCAGACCAGAAUCUGCAAGUGACUCUGAUACAUAAAGCAUUAUAGGAAAUACAAUUGCAGUCAUUUUAUUUUUUUCUAGAGAAAUACGUCAUCCUCUGAUGGUGAAUUAUAAGGAUACCAUUUGUAAAAAAGUUAAAAGACUUUUGCCAGAUUUCAUAUUUCCCUUUUUAUGUACAUUUUAUAUAUACGUCAUUAAAAAUUAUAUUUUAAACCCUUGCAUAAUUUUAAGCGUUGUUCCUCAGAACAUUUGUAAAAGGAUAUAUUUCUGCUUGACUAGCGAGAUACGCAUUUUGCCAGGAUCAUAUUGGUCAUGUCUAUUGGUGUGUUAUUUCAGUAUCACCAAUGUUUUCAGAAAUACAGUACUAAUUCAUAAUUAAACUCUUUGAAGUUAAUAUUUCUUUGCCUUCUAACUUAUAGACCCAACUAUGUAUCUGUAGUUUUGGGGAAUGAUUGGUGUCUUAUGGUUUGUGUGGGGAAGUUACUGAGAAAACCUAUAUAAUAAAAUUUAUAGUU